GCAGAUCGUUGGUGAUAUUUAAAGCAACCAGUUGAUAUGAAACCUCAGUUUGCAACAGUCUGAGCGAUACAACGUACAAGUAAAGUGUCUCUCACAAACGUCGAAGAUGAAAACUAUCGUUUUCUUGCCAAUUACGGCUCUAGCCAUUUCGCUAUUAAUCGCCGCACAAGUGAAUUCCGCUCCACAAUCUAAUUUCUAUGGUUCGAACAACAAUAAGUCCCAUGACUUGGUCAUUGGAUAUAGAAUGCCUGGCGACAGACUUAUACUCAGGCAAAGUAUCAUCAAGAAUUCCUCCUGGGGCAGGAUAGUAACCGACGAAAGAACAUUCAACACAACAAGAUUCGAAAGGAUUACUCAAGUCCGAGCUCUCGAUCAGAAGACCAAUGGCAACGGGGCGUACGCGAGCAUUCUCUUUGGUGGCCCAGGAUGGAACAAUGUCACUAUCCGGUUCAAGAGCCAGAGGGGUCACGGAAUCAACUUCAUCGUCGAGGUCUACUCACGACCAUAAGUCGCUGUUGAACAGAUCAGACCAAUCGUUGAGACACAUAUUCCAAAUAUGCGAAUCAAACCUUAUUUAAUCUCUUUUUCCAAGUAAAAUGAAUUUCAACUUUUGGAUAAUUUUCUAAUUUCGGAUAACUUUUUAACUCGUUUAAUCUGUAACUAAUCUUAUCUUAGCUUAAUGAAGCAUAAUAAAAUUUAAUUAAUUUGCUGAUUAAAA
Apis cerana (Asiatic honeybee) is the source of this 718-nucleotide messenger RNA. Its product is annotated as putative salivary secreted peptide. The record is from RefSeq and is a predicted model, not a curated record. NCBI's taxonomy places the organism in Eukaryota, Metazoa, Arthropoda, Insecta, Hymenoptera, Apidae.